GAUAUCUAAUUCAUUUCUAGCCUUGGACAGCGACGACGAUAAUGGCGACGACUAGCAAGCAAUACAAGGCCAUCGGUGAAGAUUUAUGGAAAGGUCGCACAGAGAAAAUUAAUGCAGAGCUUUUCGCUCUAACCUAUGGUGCAUUAGUCGUACAGCUUAUCCAGGACUAUGAAGAUUACGCCGAGGUUAAUAAGCAGCUUGAGAAAAUGGGAUAUAAUAUUGGCACCAGAUUAAUCGAAGAUUUCCUCGCAAAAAGCUCACUCGGACGGUGUUCAGACUUUCGAGAAGUAGGCGAAGUGGUGGCAAAGGUUGGAUUCAAAUCAUUUUUGAACGUUACCCCAUCUGUUACACAUGCCGCUCCCCCACCUGCUGUACCUAAUCGACCAAACAGUGCCUCGCAGCAGUCCUCGUCAUCUUUUACACUAACCCUUGACGAGAAUCCUUUGGCUGAAUUCGUGGAACUUCCGGAAGAAGCUCUCGAAGGAGGUUUGUGGUUUAGUAAUGUGUUAUGUGGGGUGCUCCGGGGUGCAUUAGAAAUGGUACAAAUGCAAGUUCAGGUGGAGUUUGUAUCCGACGUACUUCGUGGCGAUGAAAGUACAGAAAUACGGGUGAAGCUGUUGAAAUAUAUGGAGGAGGAAGUCCCGGUUGGUGAUGACUAGGUACAACGAUGAGAAGUAUAUCCACGGACGACGACAAAAUGAUAUGCGUGUUGUGUUAGGGUCAUUCACCAGUUUCCUCGGUGAUCCCCGUUACCCUCAGUUGAUAGAGGAAUUUACUUGUUCGGCAUGACAUGACAGGAAUGGAAAAGCAACACGCGAAGUAUUCUUAGUGAACUAUGAGGCGACUUAUUCUAUGUCAUACGUCAGAUAUGUUAAACCAGGGAGAUGAAUUAAAAUGUAUAACUCGUAUAUAUAUGCGAACAACGUAUAUGUUAACCCCAACGGUCGACCCUGUUGAGCUUUCUUGCCGUCUUGGCAUUCGUUUGUGUGUUCUGACCUCUCACCGGCAAACCCAUGGCGUGUCUCUUCCCAACAUAGCUUCCAAUCAUCCGCUGAUGUGCAAUAUUCUCCUUAACCUGUCUCUUCAACUCUGACUCGAUCUUCAAACUCCUUAGCGGAUCGCCUUUCCCGCUACCUGUAGCGUUUGUACCAGCAGCAAUUUUGAGCUGCUGAAGGGGAGUAGACGGUGUCAGAGGUUUAAAUCUGGGAUCUGCCAGACGAAGACGGGGCAGUGGUGCAGAUGUUGAUGGCGAGGACAGGAAAGAGGCUAGCUCUGUGAUUUGGUGCGGGGUAAGGCUGCGAACUUUGCACUUGUCGUGGAUUUGGAGACGUGCACAUAAACGGUGGGCAGUUUUAUGCCCC
Molecule: messenger RNA, 1361 nt
Organism: Serpula lacrymans var. lacrymans S7.9
Lineage: Eukaryota; Fungi; Basidiomycota; Agaricomycetes; Boletales; Serpulaceae
Exons: 5
Coding region: 42-659 (205 amino acids)
Biological process (GO): endoplasmic reticulum to Golgi vesicle-mediated transport; intra-Golgi vesicle-mediated transport
Cellular component (GO): cis-Golgi network membrane; TRAPP complex; cytosol
Source: RefSeq, a predicted model, not a curated record